Molecule: messenger RNA, 1437 nt
Organism: Theileria equi strain WA
Lineage: Eukaryota; Apicomplexa; Aconoidasida; Piroplasmida; Theileriidae
Product: RAB GDP-dissociation inhibitor, putative
Exons: 7
Coding region: 1-1437 (478 amino acids)
Biological process (GO): small GTPase-mediated signal transduction; vesicle-mediated transport; protein transport
Cellular component (GO): cytoplasm
Molecular function (GO): Rab GDP-dissociation inhibitor activity
Source: RefSeq, a predicted model, not a curated record
AUGGAUGAGAUUUACGAUGUUAUCGUCUGUGGAACAGGCCUGAAGGAGAGUAUUCUCAGUGGAUUGCUCUCCCAAAGCGGAAAAAAGGUUCUGGUGUUGGACCGCAACUCAUACUAUGGAGGUGAAUCGGCAUCCCUCAAUCUUACGAAUCUCUACAAACACUUCAAACCAGGAACUACCCCUCCGGAGAGAUUUGGAGUAAACAGGGACUGGAAUGUUGAUCUAAUUCCAAAAUUUGUAUUGGCUGGAGGCACACUCGUCAAAAUCCUGAGAGCCACAGGAACAUCACAGUAUCUAGAAUGGCAAGUUCUUGAUGGAAGCUACGUCUAUCAACACCAAAAGGCUACGUUGUUGUCCAACGAAAAGUUUAUCCACAAAGUACCUGCCACUGACAAAGAGGCCCUCUCAUCUCCACUCAUGGGCUUCUUUGAAAAGACUCGCUGUCAUAAUUUCUAUCGCUUUGUAGCACAUUUUGAUGAAAACAAGAAAGAAACGUGGAAAGGCCACGAUCCAUUCAAAGAGUCGAUUAAAGUUUAUUACAGCCACUAUGGACUAGAAGAAAAUACAAUUGACUUUUUAGGACAUGCUGUAGCACUUUAUACAAGUGAUGAAUACCUAAAGAAACCUGCAGUGGAGCCAAUUAAGAGGAUGAAGCUCUAUAUGGAAUCUCUCAUGAGAUUUGGAUCUUCUCCAUUUAUAUAUCCUGUUUACGGUCUAGGAGGCAUUCCCGAGGCCUUCUCUAGGCGAUGUGCUAUAUAUAGAGGAACAUUUAUGUUGAAUAAGGCCGUAAAUAAGUUCUUGUAUGACGAAGAUGGAAAAGUAUGUGGAGUAGGUACUGAGGAUGGCGAAGUUGCAAAGUGCUCAAUGGUUGUCUGCGAUCCUACAUACGCAGCUGCCCUCGCUCCUAAUAAAGUAAAGAGCGUGGAAAAGGUCAUUAGAUGCAUUUGUAUUCUGAGUGAGCCUAUUCCAGAAACAAAUAAUGCUACAUCUUGCCAAAUUAUUAUUCCACAGAAACAGCUCGGUCGCAACCACGACAUUUAUAUAACUCUUGUGUCUCAUUCUCACGGGGUUACAGCCAAGGGAAAAUUUGUCUGCAUCAUCUCAACUACUGUGGAGACCCCCAAUCCACUCAGGGAAAUAGCUCCUGCCAUGGCGAUUAUUGGUCCAGUUGAUGACACAUUUGUUCAAAUAUCGGAUGUCUAUGUUCCAACGGAAAAGGGAUCCACAGACAAUGUAUAUGUAACGGAGUCCUACGAUGCCACUUCACACUUCGAGUCUGCUUCAAACGAUGUUCUCAGACUUUGGAAGGAAAUCACGGGAACUGACCUCGACCUCAGCAAAAUAGAUGUAAGUAGAUAUUCCUUGUUAUGUCUGACAAGCUUCCACACAUUAGACACAUUGUUCCUACAGGAAGAAAAGGAAAACGACGAACUGUAA